This is a messenger RNA of Capsella rubella, 297 nucleotides long. RefSeq lists its product as uncharacterized. Bases 1 to 273 code for a protein of 90 amino acids. The record is from RefSeq and is a predicted model, not a curated record. The transcript has 2 exons. Lineage: Eukaryota; Viridiplantae; Streptophyta; Magnoliopsida; Brassicales; Brassicaceae.
AUGGCUGCUAACAAAGAAAAAAGAAUCAUCAUAGUCUCACAUCAAGAAGAAGAAGAAGAAGAAGAAAAAGAUAGAGAUCCAGGCAAAGCAGAAACAGUAAAUCGAGGAACAUCAGAAGUAGUAGUAGUUGGUGGUGGUGGUGGAGGAGGAGAUUUGAUUGGACGAUUCAUCACCACUUUUAACAAGUGGUUCGUCAACAAAGAAUUGAAAUCAUCGGAGCCGCUUCCACCGGAAGAAAAAUUCUCCGGGAGCAGAACCUCAUACUUAAACUAAUGAGAGCAAAACCCUAAAGUUCAC